Postia placenta MAD-698-R-SB12 is the source of this 921-nucleotide messenger RNA. RefSeq lists its product as hypothetical. The record is from RefSeq and is a predicted model, not a curated record. The coding region runs from base 116 to 733 and encodes 205 amino acids. The transcript is spliced from 5 exons. Lineage: Eukaryota; Fungi; Basidiomycota; Agaricomycetes; Polyporales; Adustoporiaceae.
ACUUGUGGAACUGUCGACCUUCAUACCCUCGCUUAUCCGCAGACUCUCAUCUAAGUCGCGGACUCAGCGCCCUAUACCUUGGACGCCUGUGACUACUGCUAGAGCUGCAGCCGCCAUGACAGACAGCGUUGGAAAAUGGGCAGUGGGGAACUCAUACGGACCCGUACUUACACAGACGGAUCUGUACAUGUUAGACGGCGUUGACCUCGAGCUGCAUCCUAUCCUCUCCGCUACAGACGGUGGAUUUCAACUCAUCUUCAACAUUGUGACUGGUUCGACGACAGGCUAUAGCGCGGACGCACGCGAUCGAGACAUCCCCUUCACCGCGAAAGACGAGCCAGCGACACUGCCGCGUGUCGAUCAGCUCAUCAUAGUCACAGAUUUGAGCCCGUGGUGUACUAUCGUGAAGAACCCACAAGGUGUUACACUGAGCGAUGUCUGCACAACGCUCUGGCGAGACUACACGGACAACGCUGUCACUGACAAGGAGCUUGAGGUGCUCCCUCCGCGCGUCCAGGAUCAGAUCAAGCGGUUUGCAUCCGGUACAGCAAGUUCCGGGUGGUCCGCCUACUACUCCCCAGCGCCCACUGCUGUGCCCCGUCUAAAGCGCGCAGAUUGGCUCCGCGAGAGGCAGUACUUCGAGAAGCUCCAUAAGCGAGACUCAUACGUGAAACAGCGAUUGGGCUAUUCUGCGCCGAACAUCUUCGUUCUUUCCCUCAGCCAGUACUACUGAUGGCUCCCAGACUAUCGCGGGCCUGCUGACUGCCUGUCUGUACUUUAUUCCCUGAUCUUUGUUCGUCUUCUGGUGUCUAUCAACCGUGCUAUCCGCCUCACUUCCACUGUUUUGACGUAUCCACUUAACGCUACUCGUCCUCCGCUGAUUACCGCCAAUGUUGUAUUUUUGCUGCGCAUCAGAUCAUC